Messenger RNA from Scedosporium apiospermum, 1824 nucleotides. RefSeq lists its product as uncharacterized. NCBI's taxonomy places the organism in Eukaryota, Fungi, Ascomycota, Sordariomycetes, Microascales, Microascaceae. The record is from RefSeq and is a predicted model, not a curated record. Gene Ontology annotation, biological process: proteolysis. The transcript has 4 exons. Bases 1 to 1824 code for a protein of 607 amino acids. Gene Ontology annotation, molecular function: aspartic-type endopeptidase activity.
AUGGCACUCUACCCCCUCCUGGUGCUGGUGUUGGCAGUAUGUGUAAGAUCCUGGCCUCAGAUAUCCUUCAGCGAUGAUGUUGUCGCCCGCGAUACUCAAGAUCACCUCCGGGCUCUGCCGUACACCACUCGAAGCAAUGUCCUUGCCAGAGGUCAGCUCCCCGUGGUAGACAACGGCAACGACAUGUCCCUCUUGACGUUACCUAUUCCGGAGACGAAGAAGACGAAAGUGAGGAGAACACCGGCUGAGAGGAGGCAGUUGCCCGUUGAGGAGGAACUAGGCAUGGAUGCUGUGACAUUGCCCGUUGCGCGGUUGCGAAAGACAAAGGCGAAGACCCCGAGGGCCCUUAGUCUUCCUGUUGAUGAGGAUGUGGGGGAUCUAGUUACUCUACCGGUUCCGAAGACGCGGAAGACGAAGGCAAAGGCGCCGAGAGGAAUCAGUCUUCCGAUUGACGAAGAUGUUGGGGACCUCGUUACCCUUCCUGUUUCGAUGGGUAGGAAGAACGGUACUUCGAGACAGACUCCCAAUGACGGCGCUGGAUCCUCGGGCGUCUUGACAUUACCCGUCGUGCACUCGACGAAACCUGGCCUCUUUAAGCGUGCGGUUGAGCUCGAACUAGCAAAUCGAUCUGACGUGGCCUACUACGCACAAUUAAAUUUUGGCACUCCUCCUCAACCCAUCUUCGUACAACUCGACACCGGCUCCUUUGAGCUCUGGGUCAAUCCCGACUGCAGCAUUCUUCCCGAUCGAGACGUGAGAUUCUGCGAGGCGGUUGGUUACUACGAUGCCGAGGCCUCGACGACAGCCUCCAAUUUCUCCGGAAACAAGACGUUGAGGUACGGCAUCGGAGCCGCCAACGUGACUUACAUCCGAGACUCCAUCGGUCUCCCAGGAAGCAACGCCGUCCUAAAAGACGUCCAAUUCGGCGUCGCCACCGGCACAGAAGACCAAUUCGCCGGCAUCCUCGGCAUCGGCUACGGCGAAGGCGUAACGACCCAAUACCCCAACUUCAUCGACGAGCUCGCCUCUCAGGGCGUCACCAAAACCAAAGCCUUCUCCAUCGGACUCGGUAGCAAAUCCGACCAAGAGGGCGUCAUCGUCUUCGGUGGAGUCGACACGGCCAAGUUCUCGGGCUGGCUGGCCCCUUUACCCAUCAUCCCCGCCGCGCAGUCCCCCGACGGCGUGCCGAGGUACUGGGUCCAGAUGAAGGGCAUGUCGCUCGAGGCGCCGAAUAAGCCGUCCCGGAAGUAUCCCGGUUCGAGCACGCCGGUGUUUCUAGAUAGCGGGGCUACGCUGUCGCUGCUGCCGAGGGCGUUGACGGAUUUGAUUGCUGCGGACUUUGGGUCGGCUGGGGAGGAUGAGAAUGGGUUCUAUGGUGUGGAUUGUAAGUUUGUCGGGUAUGAGGGGACGUUGGAUUUCGAGUUUGAGGGCGUUACGAUUCGGGUGCCGUAUCGCGAGAUUAUUAGGGAGUUGAGUAACCCACCGAGGUGUUACUUGGGGAUUGUUGCCAGCGACGACUUUAUUCUCCUGGGCGAUACGUUUUUGCGAUCCGCAUAUGUCGUCAUCGACGCUGACACAAAAACGACAUACAUGGCACAAUACGCCAACUGCGGCGCCAUGGUCAAGCCAAUCACCACCCCCACCGAUAUUCCUACCUUCUACGGCCUCUGCGGCCUCACCGAGAAUUCAGUCGUCCCCGAGGACUCCACCGUCACGGCGCAGGCUGACUCCACUACACAGCAGGCCAGCGACGGAAGCCGGCCAGCCAUGAACGCGGCACUGGCCCUCGGCACUGUUGCUGCUUUCGUUCUGGCGAUGAUAUAG